AACUGUCAUUUUCCGAUCCUCACCUUCUUCUUCUUCUUCUUCAUCUCUGUUCCAUCAGAAAGGAACCCGACAACCCCAAGCAAAUCCUCAGAAACCUGAAUUCAAUUCUCCACACUGAUCCAUGUCCCUGUUCCCCCCUCCGAAUCCCUGACAAGAAAUCUCUGCUAAACCUCUUCCAGUUUACUGUACUGAAUGGAUAUCCUCUUCGCUCAGAUCCAGGCGGACCUGCGCUCCAACGACGCCCUGCGCCAGACAAGCGCCCUGCUGUUAGCCCUCCAGCAGUCCGCAGCCGGCCGUGACAUCUCCGUCAUUGCCAAAUCCGCCGUCGAGGAGAUCGUCGCCGCCCCUGCUUCUGCAGUCUGCAAGAAGCUCGCCUUCGACCUCAUCCGCUCCACCAGGCUCACUGCUGACCUUUGGGACUCUGUCUCCACUGGUAUCCGUUCCGACCUUCACUUUCCCGAUCCAGAUGUAACCGCUGCCGCCCUCUCUAUCCUUGCUGCUAUCCCCUCCUACGCGCUUGCAAAGCUUAUUUCCGAUUGUAAUUCUGAGAUCUCUGCCUGCUUCGACUCCCCUAGCGAUAACCUUCGGUUCUCCAUCACCGAAACGCUCGGCUGCAUUCUCGCCCGUGAUGACCUCGUUACGCUCUGUGAGAAUAAUGUGAACAUCCUUGAUAAAGUCUCCGCAUGGUGGUUUCGCAUUGCCAACAACAUGCUGGAUAAAUCGGACAAUGUCUCCAAAGUCGCCUUUGAGUCGGUCGGAAGAUUGUUCCAAGAAUUCGAUUCAAAGAAAAUGAGCCGAUUGGCGGGCGAUAAACUGGUGGAUAGCGAGAAUUCUCUGGCAAUUCGGUCGAAUUGGGUCUCGUCUAUGGUGGAUUUUGUGUGGAAGAAGAGGAAUGCAUUGAUGGCAAGGUCAUCGAUCCUGCCGGUGGAGACCUUCCGUGCUACAGUGUUCCCGUUGGUAUAUGCAGUUAAGGCUGUGGCCUCCGGAAGUGUGGAGGUGAUCAAGAAGCUUUCAAAAUCUCCCAAAGAAAAUGGGAGCGUGGCGGACUCGACUGCAGAGAAGCUGGUCGGGGUUUCAGAUUUGGUGACUCAUUUGGCACCGUUCCUAGCUUCUUCGUUGGAUCCGGCAUUGAUUUUUGAGGUGGGAAUUAAUAUGUUGUACUUAGCUGAUGUGCCUGGAGGGAAGCCCGAGUGGGCUUCGCAAUCAAUUAUAGCGAUUUUGACGCUUUGGGACAGACAGGAAUUCGCUUCUGCUAGAGAGAGUAUUGUUAGGGCUGCUGUGACCAACCUUCAUUUACUUGAUCUCCAUAUGCAGGUUUCAUUGUUUAAGAGGCUGCUUGUUAUGGUAAGAAACCUGAGAGCUGAAUCAGACCGCAUGUAUGCCUUAGCUUGUAUUUGUCGGACAGCUUUAUGUGUUGACCUUUUUGCAAAGGAAAGUGUUCGAAGAGGUCAGAAGCCUCUUUCAGGAACUGACAUUGCUUCUCUUUUCGAGGAUGUAAGGAUAAGAGAAGAUCUUAAUAGUCUGACAAGCAAAAGCUUGUUUAGGGAGGAGUUGGUGGCAACUCUUGUAGAAAGUUGCUUCCAGUUGUCUCUUCCUUUGCCUGAGCAAAAGAACUCAGGUAUGGAGAGCAGAGUCAUUGGAGCCUUGGCAUAUGGAACAGGUUAUGGUGCACUAAACUGGACAGAGCCAGCUUUGGAAGUGGUUGAAGUUUGCAGGCCUUGUGUCAAAUGGGAUUGUGAGGGAAGGACUUAUGGAAUUGAUUGCUAUUUGAAGCUGCUUGUUAGGCUAUGCCAUAUUUAUGAUACUAGAGGAGGUGUAAAAAAGGUUAAAGAUGGGGCUUCUCAAGAUCAAAUCUUAAAUGAGACAAGGCUGCAGAACUUGCAAAGGAACCUUGUAAAAGAUCUCCGUGAGGUGAAUACCCCAAGAAUAUGUGCCCGUCUUAUUUGGGCAAUUUCAGAACAUAUAGAUGUAGAAGGUCUAGAUCCACUUCUUGCAGACGACCCUGAGGAUCCUCUAAAUAUUAUUGUCUCAAAUAUUCACAAGGUUCUCUUCAACAUAGAUUCAUCUGCAAAUACAACAAAUAGGCUUCAAGAUGUUCAGGCAGUUCUUCUAUGUGCUCAGCGAUUGGGUUCGCGUCACCCUAGAGCAGGGCAGUUACUGAUAAAGGAGCUUGAAGAAUUCAGAAACAGUACUUUGGCUGAUUCUGUAAACAAGCAUCAGUGUCGUUUGAUACUGCAGAGAAUUAAAUAUAUUUUCAGUCAUCCUGAUAACAGGCAACCUGCAAAUAUGGUGAAGAUCAAUAGACAAAGUUUCUCUCUCUCUUCUUCUUCUUCUUCUUGUUCUUCUUCUUUUUUCAGGUGGGCUGGGGUUAGUGAGGCAAGAGGAGAUUACCCAUUUACCCAUCAUAAACUUACUGUACAGUUUUACGAAUCAUCUGCCGCUCAAGACAGAAAAUUGGAAGGAUUAGUUCACAAAGCUAUUUUAGAGCUAUGGAGGCCAGACCCUAGUGAAUUAACUCUUUUAUUGACAAAGGGAAUUGACUCUACAUCACUCAAGGUUGCUCCAGUUGCACAUACGUUGACUGGUAGCAGUGAUCCUUGCUACAUUGAGGCUUACCAUUUGUCUGAUGCCGGAGAUGGAAGGAUCACUUUGCAUCUCAAGGUUUUAAAUUUGACUGAACUGGAACUAAACCGGGUGGAUAUUCGUGUUGGGUUAUCUGGUUCCUUAUAUUUCAUGAAUGGGUCUCCCCAAGCAGUGCGGCAGUUGCAUAAUCUUGUUUCACAGGAUCCUGUUCUUUGUAGUGUGACUGUAGGUGUCUCCCAUUUUGAAAGAUGUGGCUUUUGGGUUCAAGUAUUGUACUACCCAUUCUAUGGUAGCGGUGCUGUAGGAGAUUAUGAAGGUGAUUAUGCUGAAGAAGAUCCCCAAAUCAUGAGGCAAAAGAGAAGCUUAAGGCCAGAACUUGGAGAACCUGUGAUUUUGAGAUGUCAGCCUUACAAAAUUCCACUCACUGAUCUUCUUUUGCCACAUAAAAUUUCACCUGUUGAAUUCUUCCGUCUUUGGCCCAGUUUACCAGCUAUAGUAGAGCUUACUGGUACAUAUAUUUAUGAAGGAAGUGGCUUCAAGGCUACUGCUGCACAGCAAUAUGGAUCUUCCCCUUUCUUGAGUGGACUGAAAUUAUUGUCUUCCAAGCCUUUCCACAGGGUUUGUUCACACAUCAUCAGAACAGUUGCUGGAUUUCAGCUGUGUUAUGCUGCAAAAACUUGGCAUGGAGGCUUCUUGGGUAUGAUGAUUUUUGGAUCCAGUGAAGUGAGCAGAAAUGUGGAUCUGGGUGAUGAAACAACAACAAUGAUUUGCAAAUUUGUAGUCCGAGCUUCUGAUGCAUCAAUUACAAAACAGAUUGAAUCAGAUCCACAGGGCUGGUUGGAUGACCUGACUGACGGGGCUGUAGAAUACAUGCCUGAAGAUGAAGUCAAGGUGGCUGCUGCUGAGAGGCUUAGGAUUUCAAUGGAGCGGAUAGCCUUGUUGAAGGCUGCACAGCCACGACCAAAGACUCCAAAAUCUGAUGACGAAGAGGAUGAAGAAAAAGAAGAAGAUGAAGAGAAGAAAAAGGAAAAGAAGGAUGGUGAGGAAGAUAAACCUAAGGGACCUACCACACUCUCCAAGAUAACAGCAGAGGAAGCUGAACACCGUGCCCUUCAAGCAGCUGUGCUCCAAGAGUGGCACAUUCUGUGUAAAGAUAGGAAAGGUUAAUUAACUACCUCCAUCUUUUCCUUUUACUUUGAUUGAAGGGAAUGAUAUAUUCGUUCUGCUGUAUUUCAUUUUGGUUUUGACUUAGAUAGGUGUCCAAAUAAUUUGAUUAGAGUGCCCUUUUAUUCAUUUGUUUCUCUUCUCCAUUCCCCUGGGGUGAGUAUUCCUUUAUAGUUUAUACAUCAUGUACCGGCAGCUUUGAUUUUUUGUUCAACAUGAGGAAUCUGUUGUUAAACGAAUGAAAUUUGUUUUCGUGU
Rubroshorea leprosula is the source of this 4004-nucleotide messenger RNA. The record is from the annotation of a GenBank genome assembly. NCBI's taxonomy places the organism in Eukaryota, Viridiplantae, Streptophyta, Magnoliopsida, Malvales, Dipterocarpaceae.